Effrenium voratum is the source of this 3136-nucleotide messenger RNA. The record is from the annotation of a GenBank genome assembly. Lineage: Eukaryota; Dinophyceae; Suessiales; Symbiodiniaceae.
UUUGGCUCCAGCAUUUCCUAAGCUGUCUACUAUCUUCUGGUGAGCCGACGCGCAAGAUCAGAAUAUGGCGGCGCCAUUUCUGGAAGAGCCGUUGUACUCCUUCUGGAAGAACCAGGGGGCUGGUGAGGACACAGCCGAGACGCCAGGCAUGCGCAUGGAUAUCGAGAAGCACCGCAUGAAGUAUCGUGCUUUUCGACUGGGCUACGCUGCUUCCGAAAAGUCCAACGAGGCGCAGGGCGUGGAGAUUGAUCCUGCCGAGUCGCUUCCCAUCGACGCCCCGCUGUUUCAGCACCUGAGCGAUACGAAGAGGACGGAGAUUAUCAAGUACAGGGCCGACUAUCGCAAGUACCGCCUUGGCUACGCAACUGGUGCCAAGGGCGAGGUCGCUGAUAUCUUCAAGAAGCACAUGAACUCAGAGGAAGAAUACAAGGGCGUGGAGACGAUUCUGGAGCGGACUGUGUCCAGUGGCUCUGGUGCGGAUGAUGAUGAGGCUCUAGCGCGCACCUUCAGCGAGCCUGCGCAGACCUGGAGGCCCAGGCUACCAUCUGGCCUCGUCUCUGGGUUGUCGGGCAUUUUCUCCGAGGCUUUGUGCCAGGAGGUGGAUGAGACGGCUAAGACCAUGUACUUUACGCAGCCCAAGUCAGUGCUGCCUGACCCCGGGGCCAGCUACUUUCAGGUGCCACAGCUGGAGGACGGCACGCUGCAGCUGGAUGCCGAGCUUCUCAUGGCCCACACCCCGCUGCCCAAGGCGGCCUCAGAGUUCUCCUCGAUCCACGUGGUGCAGACAUCAGGCGUCGCAGCGAAGAUCACAGCGGCACAGAUCAGGAACUCGGCGGCGCGGAUCGGGAAGAAGUGUGUGACCCACGACUGGCCAGAGCUUGCCAAGGAUGCCAAGGCGGAAUUCGAUGCCUUGUAUGCGCUGGGCAGUGACCUGAUCCUGAAGGGGGCCAACCGCGCCACGCUGCUGGUCUUCGUGGGCGCCGGGGAGCCGGGGGAGAUGGCGCUGGCGGUGAUCCUCGCCAUGCUGCCCUUCCGUGGCAUUCAACUGGCCUACGUCACCCCGGCUGAGGAGUACGAGAACCCGCUGGAUACCUUGACAUCCCCCAGCGGCGUCUUUGAGUACACCGCCACCCAGCCCGAGCGCAUGGGUCGCGCUUCCUUGGCGGCCGUCUUCGGCCCUCUGGAGUCCACCAGCUUCAAGAAGCCGCUCUCCGAGUGGAAGCCCCUGAGACCCGACGUGCAUCCGGAGGAGAAGCCGGCCCCCUUCAAGAUUGGGGGCCUGGACUUGCCAAUGGUGACCUACGAGGGCGCCUACAGCGACGGCGUGGAGCGCCUGGCGGACCUCUUGGUGAGGCACUACGGCAGUGACAUCUACCCAGUGGUCUCCGUAGGGGAGACUGGUGAUGCUUUGGGCUAUGGCGAUGACCUGUUGGGAGCGCUCGCGAGCAGAGACUGCCCGGGCUUCUACUUCCCCCAUGCCUCGGGCGAGACCUGCAAGAGCCCUGAGGCCUAUGGCAAGGCCGAGCUGCUGGAAGCCAUCGGGGCCGCGAAGCGGGCGCGGAAGACGGUGCUGGUCAUUGCUGUGGGAGGCGGUGUGAACGGCAACGCCACCGGUAUGAUCGCCGCCAUGGCGGGCGCCGCCUUCAUCGAGGUGCCCACCACGCUGAUGCACUACAACGACGCCACCACCUCCGCCAAGAAGGCCUUCAGCCUGGUGGUGAACGGGCAGAUUCUCUCCAAGAACAUUCUGGGCACCUUCUACCUGCCGCAGCUGGUCUUUUGCAUCAGCGAGACCUUGCUGACCCUGCGGCUCGCACGGCCGGUUUCCGGAGCCUCCAUGGUGGGGUUGAGAGACCUCAAGGGCCAAGAGGUCGACUUCUUCGUGCGAAUCGGGUCAAGUAGAAGGUCCAAGUGCAGUGUGCACGCGGCGGUGGGCGAGGCCUGCAAGACGAUGGGGAUGUUGGGCAUCGCCAAUUCCAAAGCUGGACAGCGGGACUGGCACAACAUCCUGGGCGCCGUAGAGUUCGCCAGCGACUUCACCAAGGUCAUCGAGACGGUGGGAGGCUUCGAAGAGCUGAUCCGGUUCCUCCACAGCACCCGGGAGCUGAAGGCGGAAGCCUUGGCGUUCGGAGAGGAGCUCAGCGGCAUGCGCAUGGAGCGCGCUUCCUACGGGCAGAUGGCCAACGUCGCCAAGCUCCGCGAGGCUCGCCUGAGGAAGCUCAGGCAAGUUUUCCGCAGUCAGCUCUCCUCGGAGGCUCGGGAGGCCGUCAUCCAGUUUCUCACCGUCAUCAACACGGAGAUCAUCGCUGCGAAGGCCAUGUUCCUGGCCUACUCCGACCCCUUCGAGAAGUACCGCGCCCUGCUCUUUGAGUAUGCGCACACCUUGGGCCACGGCGUCGAGGCUUUCAUGAACGGCCUGUACCGAAGAGCCACCGCCUGCGGUUUGGACUACUCUGAGGCAUUCCGUCUUCAUGGUCAGUGCGUGGGCAUGGCGGUGCUUUGGGCAGGAGAGAUGUCCAAAGAACAGGGCCUGCUGGACGGCGACGGCUUCCUGGCGCACCAGGCCUUGCUGUACACCUUCAAUCGCUUCGGCGGCUACGAUUUUGCCCCGCUGCGGCGCCUCUGUGACCAGCUGGACGUGUCCAAGGAGGAGUUCUGUGAAGGCGUGCUCCAGGUGGUACGCCGCGACAACAAGCGGGGCUACUGCAAGUGCCGCGAGGACAGCAGCGUGGAUCAGCUGGUCCGGGACCGCCCCGGUUGCCUGCUGCGCAGCGACGACCCCGAUGCGGAGCUGAGAUAUCUCGUGGAGGUCACAGAGGAUUCGCAGCGGGACGUUUUGGAGAGGGCAUUUGACGGCGAGUUCGACAAGGUCGCGGUGCUCAAAGGCCCCGCGCUGCAGCUGGUGCCCCGCGAGAACUUCUGCGAGGAGUCGGAUCAGAUGCAGACAGCAUCUGCCCUGCGUGGUUUGAUCGCCAGCCUGUACUGAUCCAGGGCGUGCGAUGAGUCUAUGAGUCGCUCACUGUUCUUCCUGCGGCUCUGUUCUGACGCAACAUCGUCACGAGAGUGAGUAGCCACCAGUUCCCUCCAUGUUCAUAGCAUGCAAGCAAUAAGCAAUGCAGUGAGAAGCCUGCAGAAC